This is a messenger RNA of Chanos chanos (milkfish), 5755 nucleotides long. Its product is annotated as trinucleotide repeat-containing gene 6A protein-like. The record is from RefSeq and is a predicted model, not a curated record. Gene Ontology annotation, biological process: positive regulation of nuclear-transcribed mRNA poly(A) tail shortening; miRNA-mediated post-transcriptional gene silencing. Lineage: Eukaryota; Metazoa; Chordata; Actinopteri; Gonorynchiformes; Chanidae. Gene Ontology annotation, cellular component: nucleoplasm; P-body. Gene Ontology annotation, molecular function: nucleic acid binding. The coding region runs from base 467 to 5680 and encodes 1737 amino acids. The transcript has 22 exons.
AAUGUCUCCCCUCCUAGUUUCUGCAAAUGCGCUGAAAUUCCAUAGCCUUAUUGUUCGAUUUCAUUUCUUCUCUGAUGCACUUUAAAUUUCAAGAGAGAAUUGGAUGCUAUUGCCACCAAAGACAUUGAGGACUAGCAACACAGUGCCAGAGCAUAUCAGUCCCAGUGUUGGCAAGCCUCAGUCUGCCAACCCAAACAGCAUCACCUCCACUGUUACCAGCGCCAUCAGCAAUGCCAAGAGGGCCCAAGGUAGCAGCAAGCACCAAGCCCUGCCUCGGUACACGCUUCAUGAAGUUCCAACGCCUUUUCGCUAGCACUAGCAGAAGCAUCUGUUGAAGCUUGGGCAAGCUCUCACGGUCCUCGCUGCCACUCUGGGAUCCCGAGCGCAGGUCUCGUCCAGCCAGUCCCAGGAUAAUCUGACGAGUGAGGAGGGUCUCCUGCCGUGCACCGCAAGCCACCCCUCAGGCAUGGCUCCCAUUCGGGACUCGGUCAGCCACUCCCCUAACCAAACAGGUUUGGAUCACGCUGGUUUGGAUUCUCAGUAUGAAAAUUUGCCCUGGAGCUCAGGCUCACCUUGUAGCGACUCGAACAGCAACUGGGGGAAAGUAAUUGUGGACAGCUGUGACAAGGGACCCUGGCCUUCUACCAGUGGAAGUGACCCAGAGUUAGCCUCAGAAUGUAUGGAUGCUGACUCUGCCUCCAGCUCUGGGUCUGAAAAAAACCUUAGCAUGAUGGCUUCUGGGAACACCGGUGGUGACAGCAAUGGCAAUAGACAAGGCGGCGGUCAAGGUUCUCAUUUUAUGAUUGCAAAUGGUAGCAAUAACGUGGGCAAUGGGAGUGUUAAGGGGCCUUGGGGUGUAUCCAACGGCUCAAUGCUAAGCACAUCUCAAGGCUCUGGGGAGAGCCCCAGCAGCAAGCUGACAGAAAGUGGCCAUGGCAAGUUAAAUGCAUGGGGUACCCAGGGUCCCUCAACCAAUGGAGGUAUAAAUCCAAGCACUUUGAACCCAAAUGCCAACCAUGGUGCCUGGCCCGUUCUACAGAACACUGGGCCCAACUCCCAUGGGCCCGUGGGGAAUGGGAAUGGUGGCACCAACACUCAACGAAGCACCAUAGGUCAAACACCCGGUAUGCAGAGUAUUAACUCUAAGGUGUCCUGGGGAAGCCUGCAGGACAAUGUUGCAGAAUCUGAAGUUAAUGGUACAAACAAGGUUAUAAGUGGGCAGCCUCAAAACCUUAACACUGAAAUUAAUGGACCAAAUAACACUACUAACACAAUGACCUCUAGUUUACCAAACUCUACAGGUUCAGUGCAGAUGAAUGAACAGCCCACAGGGCACAGAGUCUGGCCUACGAGCACAGGGAGCUCUGCUCAGCUCCCAAUCUCUCCAGUCUCUAAUGGCACUUCCAUUUCUCAGCAAAGCAACAGCGAGGGAAUAAACGGCGGGUCUUAUGGUACAGCAUGGGGUGCUCCGCCCGGCACUAAUUACUCCGGAGACAAAUGUCCUGUCCCUAAAGGCCAAGCUGUGGGCGACACUGUGAACGCAACUCUAAUGCAGUCUGGAGCUAACGGCUCCGCUGUGAGCGCUGCUUCUUUCAAGAAUAAUAAUAACGGAAUGGGCGGUCGCGGAGGAGGGUGGGACUCAGGGUCUGACACCUCACAAAACAUGUCCUGGGGAGCAGGGAACGGCGUAGGCCCAGCAGGGAUCCCUCGCCCCUGGGGUAGUGCGUCCUCCUCCUCCUCUUCGUCCUCCUCCUCAUCCUCUUCAAACACUGGCACUAAGGUCUCCAAUGGGGAGUGGAACACAUUGCCCAGUAACAAUCAGCAUUCCAACGACGGCACGAACGGGAGCAGGAAGGGAACAAACGCCUGGAAGUCUUUGGAGGAUGACGCUCUCGGAAUCGGGGGUGGCGGUCAGGCAUCCCAAGGCAACACCUGGAACAAAACCACAAGCAGUGAAGGAAGUGGGGAGAGCUCAGGGGGUCGCAGUGAUAGGGACGGACAGCGCGGUGGCAACCGCAGGAGGGGCAAUCCGCAAGGCCUGAUGCAAACAGCCCUCUCCCGAACCGACAUGGACCCCCGUGUCCUGUCCAACACGGGAUGGGGACAGACACCGGUCCGCCAGAACACUGCAUGGGACGUGUCAAGCACCGAGAAGACGUCAGGAAACGGAUCGGUGGGCUGGGGCAGCGCCCCCUCCCAAACAUCAAACUCAGGUGGAUGGGGAGACGCGCCCAGCACAAACAACAGUGAUUCUUCAGUGUCGGGGUGGGCAGAGCCGAAGCCCGCCUCGGGUUGGGUGGACACCAAAGGCCCGGCGGCCCAAAGCGGUUGGGAUGAUGCCUCUUUUGGAAUGAACAAGGGUAAUCCAUCGUGGGGAAGUUGUAAGGAUGACAAGUCCUCUACCUGGAAUAAUCCCCAGAAAAUAAAGCAGGGGUGGGGCGCAGCAUCCAACAGCGAGGGAUGGGGGGGAGAUGGCCCACGGGGUAGCCACUGGGGAGAGUCUCAGAAGGCUGGGACUCGCAGCUGGGACAGCGACAGUGACCGCUCUGGGUCUGGCUGGAGCGAGCCAGGCCGCUGCACCGCAAACAACACCUGGGGAGGCAGCGGAGGGGCAAGCACCCCCGACCAAAGCGGCCCAGCAUCUGGAUGGGUUGAGCCUAGUAAGACCAACAAUCAGAACCAAGGCUGGGGUGAACCAGCCAAAUCAAGUCACGCCACACCGGGCUGGGGUGACACCACUAAACCUGGCAACACCUCAGAGUGGGGCAAGUCACAGGACACCAAUGUGGGGUCCUUCAGGGGCGCAAACAUUUCCCAGACAGGAGCCUCUGGGUCCAACAAGCCCUCGGGGUGGCUAGGGGGUCCGAUACCAGCUGCUUCUAAAGAGGAAGAGCCCACUGGUUGGGAGGAACCGUCCCCUGAAUCCAUCAGGCGCAAGAUGGAAAUUGAUGACGGCACCUCUGCAUGGGGAGACCCCAGCAGUUACAACUACAGCGUGAACAUGUGGAACAAGAACAGUGCGGGAGAGCAAGAUGCCAUGGCUGUUACCCAGCAGCAGCCCCCACCAGCGCAAAGCACCAUGCCUCCGAAAGACAAGACCUGCAGCUCAGGGUGGGGAGAGCCAUACGGUGGGCCACAGAAGAUGGAGUCAUCUUCUUGGGGUGAGCCUGCUGCUCCACCUGUCACUGUGGACAAUGGAACCUCUGCUUGGGGCAAGCCUGCGGACACAGGCUCCAGCUGGGAAGAGCCCAGCAGAGACAGCUCUGCAAGCAGUGGCUGGGGCAAUGCCCCCAUGGGACAACCAUCGCAGCACAAAUCUGGAUCCCAAUCUAUGCAAGAUAAUUGGUGUACGGAGGAGAUGCCUGUGCCGGGGACAUGCCGCUCUAACUGGGGAGAGGACGAGGAAGAGGAGGUGGAGAUUGGCAUGUGGACCAAUACUCCAUCACAGGAAAUGAACCAGUCAGGAAACUGGCCCUACAUGAAGAAGAUGCCUCCAAAGGUAAUGACGACUGUCUCUCUCUGGCCAAUCAGACGAAUGAAUAAAGCGGUGAACAAGCCAGAGGAUCCAUGGAUGAAUCAAUUCGUGAAGCAGUUCAACAACAUAAACUUCCCUAGGGAUCCUUCAGAUGAUUCUCUGAAGAGCAAUAAGAUGGAUAUACCCUGUGGAUUGAUGAGUGAUAAGCGUAUGGAUGUGGAUAAACACAUGGGAGAGUAUGUGAAGAAUCCUGCCUCACGCCACCUGAUUCAUAAAGACUCGUCCAUGGAACGCAGUCCUUACAUCGACAAGAAUGUAAAUUCCAUGUUCAGUGGCAGUAAUGCAGCAGCACAAGGCCGAAACCCCCAGCAGUCUCCAGCACAACCUCUCAGUUCUGCUCAGCCCAGUCUCCGCAAUCAAGUGCCUCCUCCCUUACUCCCCUCUCAGGUCCCACAGUCGUUGUUGAAGUAUCCUCCCAGUAACGGAGGUUUGAGCCCCCUGUUUGGCCCACAGCAGGUUGCUAUGCUCAACCAGCUCUCCCAACUCUCCCAGCUCAACCAGCUCUCCCAGAUCAACCAGUUACAGCGUCUCCUCUUACAGCAGAAAGCGCAGGGCCAGAGAACCAUGCCUAUCAACGGCCGCCAACAGCAGGAUCAACAGGGUCGUGGCCUGGGACCUUCUCAUCAGAUGAUCCAACCUCCUCGUCAUCUGGACCCCUCUCUGAUGAAACAACAGACGUCUCCCCAGCCACCCUCCCUGCACCAGCCCAGUCUCAAGUCCUACAUGGACAACUUCAUGCCUCAGAACGGCUCUGAUAUGCAGAAAGAACAAAGUCCCCUGAGCUCAUUCAGUAGUUUCCCUUUAGGCUUGAACUCAAACUUGAAUGUAAACAACUUGGACAUCGGCAGUGUUGGUUUCAAGGAACCGCAGUCCCGUCUGAAGAAGUGGACUGCCAUGGACAUUUCCGUUAACUCGCCACUCGAUCAAAAUCCCAGCAAAUCUGGUGCUAUUUCCUCUAGCCUGAGGCUUGAAGACUCCCCCUUUGGUCCAUAUGACUUCAUGAAUGCCAGCAGCUCUCCCAUCAGUCCUCCUGGCCCUGUGGGAGACGGCUGGCCCAACCGUGCCAAAUCACCUCAUGGAUCCACCAAUGUCAACUGGCCUCCAGAGUUCCGCCCUGGUGAGCCCUGGAAAGGGUAUCCAAACAUAGACCCGGAGACCGACCCCUUUGUCACUCCUGGUAGUGUGGUUAAUAAUUUCUCCAUUAACACAGUCCGGGAUGUCGACCACCUCAGGGACAGGAACAAUGGGCCAUCCCCAUCACUCAACACCACGCUGCCUUCAAAUUGUGCCUGGUCAUCCAUUCGUGCCUCCAACCACAGUGGUUCCCUCAGCAGUACAGCACAAAGCACUUCAGCCAGAAACAGUGACUCCAAAUGGUCCCCUGGUACAGUCACCAACACCUCUUUGGCUCAUGAGCUGUGGAAGGUUCCUCUCCCUCCGAAAGGCAUUUCUGCUCCGUCCCGCCCGCCACCUGGCCUCACCAGCCAGAAACAUCCCUCGUCCUGGGACAACAGCUCUCUGCGACUCACAGGCUGGAGCGGGUCCGAUUCUAGAUUCACCCCAGGAUCCAGCUGGGGUGACAGCAGCUCAGGGAGAACCAAUUGGCUGGUUCUCAAAAAUCUUACACCUCAGAUUGAUGGCUCCACCCUGCGAACUCUGUGCAUGCAGCACGGUCCACUGAUAACAUUCCACCUGAACCUGCCCCAUGGCAAUGCUGUUGUCUGCUACAGCUCAAAGGAGGAGGCAGCCAAAGCCCAGAAGUCACUGCACAUGUGCGUUUUAGGGAACACUACUAUUCUUGCUGAGUUUGCUAGUGAAGAGGAAAUUAACCGUUUCUUUGCACAAGGUCAGUCCAUGACUGCCUCUCCCAGCUGGCAGACGCUGGGCUCUUCUCAGAAUCGGAUUGGAUCCAUCGAGGGUUCGCACCCUUUCCCAAACCGCACUGAUCCAAAUCACUGGAACGGGAGCGGGCUGUCAGGAGCUGGCAGCAGCGACCUCCACGGCUCCUCUCUCUGGGGGGCUCCUAACUACACUAGCCUGUGGGGGAGCCCGAGUGGCAGUGAAGGAGGGAGGAUGAGCAGCCCUUCUCCAAUCAGCUCCUUUCUUCCCGUUGAUCACCUGACAGGAGGAGGGGACUCCAUGUAGUUCAUCUUUCACCUUUUGACUUAAAAAGAAACAAAAACAAAACAAAAAAAAAAACAACAAAACAAAAAAAAAACA